Dromiciops gliroides (monito del monte) is the source of this 9616-nucleotide messenger RNA. It is a transcript of the gene LAMA1, whose product is annotated as laminin subunit alpha 1. Gene Ontology annotation, cellular component: basement membrane. The record is from RefSeq and is a predicted model, not a curated record. The transcript has 63 exons. Gene Ontology annotation, molecular function: extracellular matrix structural constituent; signaling receptor binding. Lineage: Eukaryota; Metazoa; Chordata; Mammalia; Microbiotheria; Microbiotheriidae. Bases 37 to 9291 code for a protein of 3084 amino acids. Gene Ontology annotation, biological process: regulation of cell migration; regulation of cell adhesion; cell adhesion.
CCGGUGACUGUUUUGCCACUGGAGUUAGGGAGGAAAAUGCUCCGCUGCUGCGGCUGGGGACUGAUCGUGGCAGCGCUGCUGCUGUGGACCGCCGGGCAGUGCCAGCAAAGAGGCUUAUUUCCUGCCAUCCUGAAUCUUGCUAGCAAUGCUCACAUCAGUGCCAAUGCCACCUGUGGUGAGAAAGGUCCAGAGAUGUUCUGCAAACUUGUGGAGCAUGUGCCAGGACGACCAAUCCGAAAUGCACAGUGCAGAAUUUGUGACCAUAACAGUGCUAGUCCAAAAGAACGUCAUCCAAUCUCAAAUGCCAUAGAUGGUACUAAUAAUUGGUGGCAGAGUCCAAGCAUUCAAAAUGGGAGAGAAUACCACUGGGUGACAAUUACUCUGGACCUAAGACAGGUUUUUCAAGUGGCAUAUAUUAUCAUCAAAGCUGCUAAUGCUCCUCGACCUGGAAACUGGAUUUUGGAACGCUCCCUGGAUGGCAUAGACUUCACACCCUGGCAGUAUUAUGCCAUCAGUGAUACAGAAUGUUUGACUCGGUAUAAUAUCACUCCAAGAUUAGGACCCCCUACUUAUAAGAGAGACGAUGAAGUCAUCUGCACCUCCUACUAUUCUAGAUUAGUCCCACUUGAACAUGGAGAGAUUCACACAUCACUGGUCAAUGGCAGACCCAGUGCCGAUGAUCUCUCACCAAAGUUGCUGGAAUUUACCUCAGCCCGAUAUAUCCGUCUCCGCUUGCAGAGGAUUAGAACGCUCAAUGCUGACCUUAUGACUCUCAGCCAUCGUGAUCCUAAAGAUCUUGACCCCAUAGUCACAAGAAGAUAUUAUUAUUCUAUAAAAGAUAUUUCCAUUGGAGGAAUGUGCAUUUGUUAUGGUCAUGCUAGUAGCUGCCCAUGGGAUGAAACUACAAAGAAACUGCAGUGUCAGUGUGAACAUAAUACGUGUGGCGAGAGCUGUAAUGAAUGCUGCCCUGGUUUUCAUCAGCAACCUUGGAGACCUGGAACUAUUUCUUCUGGUAACACAUGUGAAGAGUGCAACUGUCAUAAUAAAACCAAAGACUGUUACUAUGAUCAGAGUGUUGCCAAUCAGAAGAAAAGUAUGAAUACUGCUGGGCAUUUCAAAGGUGGAGGAGUCUGUGUUAAUUGUCUACAAAAUACAGCAGGAAUCAACUGUGAAACUUGUAUUGAUGGAUACUAUAGACCACAUAAAGUUUCUCCUUAUGAGGACAAUCCAUGUCUUCCAUGUAAUUGUGAUCCUUUUGGUUCACUCAGUUCAAUCUGUGUUAAGGAUGAUCAACAGUCUGACCGGUUGAAUGGGAACUGGCCAGGUCAGUGCCAAUGUAGAGAAGGUUACACAGGAGAAAAAUGUGAUCGUUGCCAGUUCGGCUACAAGGGUUACCCAAAUUGCUUUCGUUGCAAUUGCAGUCUGGCGGGUAGUAUAAAUGAUGACCCAUGUACUGAGCCUUGUCUUUGUAAGGAAAAUGUUGAAGGGGAAGAAUGUGAUCAUUGUAAACCAGGAUUUUAUAAUCUGGAGGAAAGGAACCCGGAGGGUUGCACAGAAUGUUUCUGCUUUGGUGUUUCUGAUGUCUGUGAUAGCCUUUCCUGGCCCGUCAGUCAGGUGACUGAUAUGUCUGGGUGGCUGGUCACUGACCUGUUCAGUUCAAAUAAUAUCCAGUCUCAGCAAAACCAGGUGGAUGGACUGCAUCAGAUAAGUAUCAACAACACUGUGGCCAUGCAAAUGCUCAAAUCCAAGUAUUACUGGUCGGCUCCCAUAGCAUAUCUUGGAAAUAAAUUGACUGCCUUUGGUGGCAACCUCAAAUAUACUGUGUCUUAUGAUAUUCCAAUGGAGACUCUGGACAGUGACUUGAUGUCCCACGCAGAUGUUAUUAUUAAGGGAAAUGGACUCACUUUAAGCACAAGGGCUGAGGGCUUGUCAUUGCAACCUUAUGAAGAGUACUUUAAUGUAGUGAAGCUUGUUCCUGAAAACUUCAGAGAUUAUAAUACCAAAAGAGAAAUUGACCGGGACCAGCUGAUGACUGUGUUAGCCAAUGUGACUCAUCUUUUGAUCAGGGCCAAUUAUAAUACUGCAAAAAAGGCACUGUAUAGAUUAGAUACUGUGACUUUGGAUACAGCAAACCCAAAUGUCAUAGAUCUGGUGCUGGCUACUGAUGCAGAACAUUGUGAAUGUCCUCAAGGGUAUACUGGGAUCUCCUGUGAGUCUUGUCUCCCAGGAUAUUACCGUGUAGGUGGAAUACUCUUUGGAGGAAUCUGUCAACCCUGUGAGUGCCACGGCCAUGCUACUGAAUGUGAUAUUCAUGGUGUCUGCUUGGCUUGUAAGCACAACACUAUGGGAGCUCACUGUGACCAGUGUUUACCAGGUUUUUAUGGGAAUCCUUCCAGAGGGACAGCAGAAGACUGCCAGCCCUGUGCAUGUCCCCUUACAACUGCCUCCAACAAUUUCAGCCCUACUUGCCAUUUGGAUGAUGGAGAUGAAGUUAUCUGUGAUCAGUGUCAACCAGGAUAUACAGGAAUGUGGUGUGAGAGAUGUGCAGACGGUUACUAUGGAAAUCCAACAGUACCCGGGGAAUCCUGCGUCCCAUGUGAUUGCAGUGGCAAUGUGGAUCCCCUAGAAGUUGGUCACUGUGACACAGUUACUGGAGAAUGUUUGAAGUGUACAGGGAACACAGAGGGCCCUCACUGUGAGAGAUGUGCUGAUGGGUUCUAUGGGGAUGCUCUUGUGGCUAAAAAUUGUCAAGCUUGUUCAUGCCAUGGAGGAAGCUCUCUUUCCAGUAUCUGCCAUCAUGAGACUGGUCUCUGCAACUGCAAACCAAAUGUUAUUGGACAGCAUUGUGAUCAAUGCUUGAAUGGCUAUUAUGGUUUGAACACAGGACUUGGUUGCCUGCCCUGUAACUGUAGUCAGUUAGGUUCAGUGUCUGACACUUGUAGUGAUGAAGGGCAGUGUCACUGUAUGCCAGGAGUUGCUGGGCAAAGAUGUGAUCGGUGUGCUCGCGGCUUUUAUGGUUAUCAAGAUGGCAGGUGCACACCUUGUAACUGUGCUCAUACUGAGAAUACCUGUGAUCCACAAUCUGGAGAAUGUAUCUGCCCUCCUCAUACUCAAGGAUUAAAGUGUGAAAAAUGUGAAGAUGAGUACUGGGGACAUGAUCCUGAGCUGGGAUGCAAGGCUUGCAAUUGCAGCAGUAUAGGAUCAACCAGUCGUCAGUGUGAUUUGUCAACUGGCCAAUGCCCAUGUCGACAGCAAUAUGGAGGACAAAGAUGCAAUGAGUGUGCCUUAGGUUUCCGAGACUACCCAGAUUGUGUAUCCUGUGACUGUGAAAUGAGUGGUACAAAAAGAGACACGUGUGAUGAGAAACGAGGUGUUUGUAGUUGUGAAGAAGAAACGGGCACCUGUUUUUGCAAGGAAAAUGUGUUUGGUCUUCACUGCAGUGAAUGUAAGAUGGGAACUUUUGCACUCCAUGAUAACAAUCCCUUGGGCUGCUCUCCUUGUUUCUGUUUUGGGAUGACACACUUCUGUUCAGAAUUAGAAGGAUAUGUUAGAAUCCCUAUAACACUAACCCCAGACCAAUCUGUUCUGAGGGUGGUUUCCCAAAGCAAUCUUGAAGGAACAAUAGAGGGGGUGUAUUUCCAGCACCCUGAGGUCUUAUUGGAUGCUGUCACUGUCAGACAGUAUGUGAAUGCAGAACCUUUUUACUGGAGGCUACCCAGUCAAUUUCUGGGAGACCAGCUCAUGGCCUAUGGUGGAAAACUGAAGUACACGGUGGCUUUUUAUUCAUCAGAUGGUAUUGGGACUUACAACUUUGAGCCACAGAUUCUGAUAAAGGGUGGCCGCACUAGUAAGCUUGUCAUUUACAUGAAUAUCCCGGCUCCUGAGAAUGGAGUGAGAAAGGAACAAGAAGUAGACAUGAAGGAGAACAUUUGGAAAUAUUUUAACUCUGUGUCCGAAAAGUCUGUAACACGUUCGGACUUUAUGUCAGUUCUUAGCAACAUUGACUAUAUCCUGAUUAAGGCCUCAUACGGUCAAGGAUUAUUACAAAGCAGAAUUGGAAAUAUUUCAAUGGAAAUUGGAGUAAAGUCUGAAGAGAUGCACUCCAAGAGAGAGAUAGCAUACCUUCUAGAGAAUUGUGACUGCCCUCCUGGAUUUGCUGGAUACUCAUGUCAGGAUUGUGCACCUGGGUAUCACAGGGCAAAAAUUCCAGAAGUUGGUGUCAGAGAACCCCGCCCUCUGAUAGCACCAUGCGUGCCUUGCCAUUGUAACAACCACACUGAAACUUGUCAUCCAGAGACUGGGAAGUGCCUGAAUUGCCGAGAUAACACAGCCGGAGAUCAUUGCAAUGUGUGUGCUCCAGGGUACUAUGGGAAAGUACUUGGCUUUGCCAAUGACUGCUCUCUCUGUGCCUGUCCCAGAAGCAAUGCCAGUUUUAGUCCAACCUGUGUCCUAGAAGGUGAGAAUGACUUCUGGUGUAAUGCUUGCUCUCUGGGAUAUGAAGGACAAUACUGUGAAAAGUGCUCCUCUGGUUUUUAUGGACAUCCUUUAAAGGUGGGCGGCAGUUGCCAGCCGUGUGACUGUGAUCCAAAUGGCUCUCUUCAUAGUUUUUGUAACACCACAUCUGGGCAGUGUAUCUGUAAACCAGGUGUCACUGGCCGUGCCUGUGAUGAAUGUGAACCAAGGCAUAUCCUGGUGGAAAGCAAAUGUGUUUCUUGUGAUGAUGAAUGUGUAGGUGUAUUGUUAAAUGACUUGGAUAAUAUCACUGAUGCCAUUUCCUCUGUGAAUCUCACUGGCAUCGUUCCUGUCCCAUAUGGAAUUUUAUCUGACCUGGAAAAUGCAACAAAAAAUCUCAGGGAGUCAUUAGUAAGUAAUAAAAUGACAGUUUCACUGGAAAGGGCGAAAAAGCAGCUUGAAGACAUUUCAGAAGACACAGAUAACUUGCAGAAAGAGCUCAUUCAGGUGUUAGAGAGUAGUCAGCAUUUGAAUGUCAUCACAGAAAGAAUACUGAAGAAGAGUCAAGACUUAGCCACAUUUGUUGAGAAACUGAGGACUAAUAUAAAAGUUAUUAUUGAAGAAGCAGCAGCCCUAAAUGAAACUUGGAGCAUCAAUUUGCAGCUGCCCAAUACUACUCUGCAAAAUAUGCAAGAGGACAUUGCAUCCAUGCUGGAAGUCUUACAGAAAAGGAAUCUCAUGCAAUUACACCAAAAUGCUACUACUGAGCUCAAAGCUGCCAAGAAUUUACUGUCACGAAUUCAGAAGAAUUAUAAGAAACCACAGCAAGAUUUGAAGGAACUAAAAGAGAAAGCAAACAACCACUUUUUAGAGUAUAGCAACAAGCUACAGGAAGCACAAACUUUAGUUAAUGAGGCAGAUGCCAAAACCAAAGAGACCAACCGUCUGUUGCUUAUUAUCACUACUAAUUUAGAAGAAUUAAAGGAUAAAAAACUGCGUGUUUUGGAAAACCAAAAUUUGUCAUCUACGUUAAUUGAGAAAGGGAAAGGAAUCAUAGCAACUGUUGCUGCACUUUCAAAGGAUGCCAAAAAUGCUACUGAGAAGCUGGAACUUCAGCGUGAUGAGCUGCUCUUGUGGAGUGCCAAAAUAAGACACCAUGUGGAUGAAUUAGUCAUGCAGAUGUCUAAGAGAGGAGCCAUUGACCUUGUCUAUAGGGCAGAGGAUCAUGCAGCUGAGCUGAUGAGACUGGCAGAUCUGCUAGACAGGGGACUUACAGAUGUGAGAGAUGUUUCUCUCAAUGCAACAAAUGCCGUCCAUGCCCAUUCCAGCAUCCAAAGCUUGAUUGAAGGUGCAGAGAAAUUGGCAGUUGAAGCUCUCAGGAAAGUAGAAAUUACAAACUUGUCAGUGGGACCCCUUGUUUCUAAUGGGGAAGUAGCUCUCCAGCAUGGUGCCAAACUUCUAAGGGAAGCCAACAAUCUGGAUGGAAAAACUAAAGGUGUUAUGUCCAAAAUGAGUGAACUGAAAAAAAAGGUAAACAGAUUUCAGGAGCGUGCUCAUAAACUUACUAAGCAACUUAAUGAUUCACUGCUGAUGCUUGGAGUGAUGAUGCCUGAUGGUACCCAGGAGAUAGGAGUGAAGACCAAAGAGAUGGCGAGAGCUGCUAAUGAGAAUGCCACUAGCACUUUGAACGACAUUGUGGAUUUCAGUCAGAAGCUGCUCAACACUUCAUCUGCAUUGUCCAGGGUUAAUGAAACAUUGAGAAAAACCAAUCAGCUCCUAAGUGACUCAUCACAGGCUACUAUGUUGGUUGAAAGGAAAGUAAAAGAAGUGAAAACACAAGCCAAUCUUUUAUUUGAUCGUUUGAAGCCUUUGAAAAUGCUUGAGGAGAACUUGAACAGAAACCUGUCUGAAAUUAAAGAGUUGAUCAGUCAGGCCCGAAAGCAGGCGGCAUCUAUUAAAGUGGCUGUAUCUGCAGAUCGAGACUGUAUCCGUGCCUACCAGCCUCCAAUAUCCUCUACCAACUACAACACCUUAAUGUUAAAUGUUAAAACCAGUGAACCUGAUAACCUCCUGUUCUACCUGGGUAGCAGUGCCAGUUCUGACUUUCUGGCUGUUGAGAUGCGACAUGGAAAGGUGUCUUUCCUUUGGGAUGUAGGCUCUGGGUCUGCACGAUUGGAAUUUUCAGACUUUCCAAUAGACAACAAUAAAUGGCACCAAAUAUAUGUAACCAGAUUUGGGAACACUGGCUCAUUGAGUAUAAAGGAAAUGAGCUCUACCCAGAAGCCAUUAACCAAAACUGCUAAAUCCCCUGGGACAGCUAAUGUGCUAGAUGUAAACGAGUCCACAUUAAUGUUUGUUGGAGGACUUGGAGGACAAAUAAAGAAGUCACCUGCUGUGAAAGUUACUCAUUUUAAAGGAUGCAUGGGAGAGGCAUCUUUAAAUGGAAAAUCUAUUGGCCUAUGGAACUAUAUUGAAAGGGAAGGCAAAUGCAAUGGCUGUUUUGGAAGUUCACAGAAUGAAGAUUCCUCAUUUUAUUUCGAUGGGAGUGGAUAUUCAAUUGUGGAAAAGACACUCCGGUCUACUGUGACUCAGAUAAUAAUGCUAUUCAGUACCUUUUCACCCAAUGGUCUUCUCCUCUACCUUGCUUCGAAUGGCACAAGAGAUUUCCUCUCUAUUGAGCUGGUGGAUGGCAAAGUUAAACUAACUGUUGACCUGGGUUCAGGGCCUCUUGCUCUUAUUACAGACAGACGUUACAAUAAUGGGACCUGGUACAAGAUUGCAUUCCAACGUAACAAAAAGCAAGGACUCUUAGCAGUUUUUGAUGCAUAUAAUACCACUUCUAAAGAAACAAAGCAAGGUGAAUCUCCUGGAGGGUCAUCUGACCUAAAUCGCUUGAAUAAGGACCCGAUUUAUGUUGGUGGAUUGCCCAAAACAAGAGUUGUAAGGAAAGGACUUACUAGCAGAUCAUAUGUAGGAUGUAUUAAAAGCCUGGAAAUAUCCAGAUCUACAUUUGACUUACUCAGAAAUUCCUAUGGAGUGAGAAAAGGUUGUUUACUGGAGCCUAUCCGAAGCAUCAGCAUCUUCAGUGAUGGGUAUAUUGAAUUGCCACCAAGGCCACUGUUAGUAGAGUCUGAGUUGAUGGCAACAUUUGCCACUAAGAACAGUAGUGGCAUCAUCCUAGCUGGCCUUAGCAAGGGAAAGGAUAAGAGAAGUCGUCGACAGGCCCAUGUGCCCUUCUUCUCCAUCGUACUGAUUGAGGGUCAUCUUGAAGUACAUAUUAAUCCUGGGGAUGGAAUGAGCACUCGAAAAGCCACCCUCCAUUCAAGCACAGGAACAUACAGUGAUGGGCAAGAACAUUCUAUCGUCUUGAUCAGGAAUAAAAGAAUCAUCACAGUCCAAGUAGAUGAAGCUAAUCCAACAGAAAUGAAAUUUGGGCCAUUGGCAGAAACCAGGAUCAUAAACGUAUCUAACCUGUAUGUUGGUGGAAUCCCAGAAGGCGAGGGCAUGUCUGUCUUCAGGAUGAGAAAAUCUUUUCAUGGCUGUAUAAAAAACUUGAUCCUCAAUAUGGAGCUUUUGGAUUUCACUAAUGCAAUUAGUUAUGAGCAAGUGGACAUGGACAGCUGCCUGCUCUCAGAAAAGUCUCGACCGGUUAUCCACGGAGAAGACAUUGAGCUUCAGCCAGAGGCUCGCCCCUUAUCAAGUCCUGAGCAGUGUGCAGUAGAUAGAGAGCCGGACUAUGUCCCCAGUGCCUAUCAAUUUGGCCUGGCUUCAGACAGUCACUUGCUGUUGCCUUUCAACCAGUCUGCUAUCAGAAAGAAGCUUUCAGUGCAGCUGACUCUCCGCACCUUUGCCUCGAGUGGUCUGAUUUACUACAUGGCUCAUCAGAACCAGGUGGAUUAUGCCACUCUUCAACUUCAUGGGGGACAGCUCUACUUCAUGUUUGAUCUUGGGAAAGGGAGAGCAAAAGCCUCCCAUCCUGCCUUUCUCAGUGAUGGAAAAUGGCAUACGGUGAAAACAGAGUACAUCAAAAGGAAGGGCUUCAUCACUGUAGAUGGACAAGAGUCUACAAUGGUGACCACCAUAGGAGAUGGUAACACCUUAGAUGUGGAAGGAAAAUUUUACCUUGGAGGCCUUCCAUUAAAUUACAGAGCCAAGAAUAUUGGAAAUAUUACCUAUGGCAUACCUGCCUGCAUUGGGGAGGUGGUGAUUAAUGGCAAACAGCUCGACAAAAAUAACCCGAUCUCUGCCUCUUCUGUAAAUAAAUGCUAUUCAGUGGCACAAGAAGGUACUUUCUUUGAUGGAAGUGGAUUUGUUGCACUUGUCAAAGAGGGCUACAAAGUUCGAUCAGAUGUCAAUAUCACACUAGAAUUUCGUACCACUGCAAUGAAUGGUGUUCUCCUUGGAAUUAGCAGUGCCAAAGUGGAUGCUAUUGGAAUAGAGUUGGUAAAUGGCAAAGUUUCAUUCCAUGUCAACAAUGGAGCUGGUAGGAUUACAGCUACAUAUGAACCGAAAUCUGCAAGUAGUCUUUGUGAUGGAAAGUGGCACAAGCUUCAAGCCCAUAAGAGCAAACAUCGGAUUGUUUUAAUUGUUGAUGGAAAUGCCAUUCCUGCUGAAAGCCCACACACUCAGUCCACAUCUGCAGACACUAACAAUCCCAUCUAUGUUGGGGGAUAUCCUGCUGAUACAAAGCAAAACUGUCUGAGCAGCCAGACCUCCUUCCGGGGCUGUAUGAGAAAGCUCACGUUCAUUAAGGGUCAACAAGUGGAAUCCAUUGACUUCAGCAAAGCCUUUGACCUCCGUGGAGUCUUCCCUCAUUCCUGUCCUGGGACUGAGCUCUAAAUUCCAAGAGAAAUAGCUGGUUGGGGAGCAUUUUAUUAAGUUUUAAUUGAAGGGAAAUGUAAUUGUGAACCCUCAGACUCUUAGUUCACCUUUACGUUCCAACUCAGGUCAGAUGUUUCUAGGGAGAAAUUUCAUAUUUGUGUUUAAAACUAAAACCACUUGUACAACAAAUACCUCUACUAAGUUGUCUCGAAUGUUUAUAGAAUUAAUUGGGUCUCUAAACAAAUUUUGCUUAAUCACUGUUUACAGUAAGUUUUUUUUCCUACUGAUUACUUGACAGUAUUCCAUUUUAUUGUAUAUUGGGUUUUAAAAAAGAAUAAAUGAA